AAAAUUUAAUUUUAUUUGAUUUUGAAAAAUAUUUUUUUUAAUGUACUGUUGGAAAAGGCCAGGAAAACGAACCUCGACUUGAUCCGAUUAUAAUCAAUGCCAAUAAUUAUAAUUAUAGGCAUUGGGCAUAUUUAAAAAUGACCCCUUGGAAAUCCACUCAGAUUUUCUUAAAAAAAAAAAAAAAGAGUAAUCUUUGGGAAUUCUACUACUUUUUUUGUUUCUUUCGCCUACGCCUAAAUUCAUAAUUCCGGCCCCGUAGCAAUCCAAAAUUAGUUUACAGACCAAAAUUUCAAGUACCAUUAGCUUCUUCCGCCCGCGUUUGGCAACGCGUUUUUUUGCCUGCGGGAUUUCAUUGUCUGUCCACUGUGCGUUUUCGUCCAACGAAGAAUAAGAAGAAGAGCAGCGCUGCAAACAGCUGAUGUCGAUAGCGAUUGUUGCACAAACUAUCGUUUUUGUAUCAUCCUGGGUGGAAUUUUUCCAGAUUUUCCGCAGACAUUCGAGGGCAUUAUCUUAAAAAAUCGGUGGAUUUAAAAAUAAUAACAUCAAGUGUUUAUAAUAGUGGGAAGAAGAAGCACAGCGACAACGAGAGAAGAGCAGAAGCAGCGAGAAACACACGCACGCACACAGCCAAACACACAAAUUACGUGCAGAGCGCAAUCUGUUCCCCCAUUUCCAACGAAAAUAAGCAAACGAUAGUCGGAAAAGCAGCACACAAUUACGGCGCAUUUCGUACGGCAAUAAGGAAAAGCCAAAGAAAUCUUCUCCAGAAGAUCCGGCCGCAACAACAUCAACAAUUCGUCGAAUCUGCACCAGCAGAGGAAGAGCACGAAGAAGAAGCACCCAAGCGGCCAGCUGAGCAGUGUAGAAGCAUAAGGGGGAAGGGAAACGGAGCAUAAAGGUAGCAGAAGGAGCAGGUAAAAGAGGAGGCGGAGAGCAGCAGGAUCAGGAUCAGGAGCUGGGCUUAGCCACCAUGAGCAUGGUGCGGCGGAUUAUCCUGCUGGGUCCCAAAUACAGUGUCUGGGCAAAGGGUAGCGGGGUUGGACACACACAACGCUCGACUCGAUGUGUCAUUUUGAGCACUCGGAAUUCAGAAGAUGGAGUAUCGGGUGUACGGCGCUUUCACUUGGCCACACGCCACUGCGCCCUCAGUCGGCAAGUCAGACUCGAGCCGGCUAUGGCCGUACCGGCAUACAUUGACAUAACCAACGCCACAAGCAGGACGCCAGAGGAUUCCGGUGAAAGCGGUCGGUCUGGAGGCUCCACUAAGUCAGGAAGCCCCAGCUCCGGAUCGGAAUCUGGUUCCAGUGCGAGUACAUCCAGUAGCGGCACCGAUCCCCCUGGCAGCGGAAGUGGUGGAAGCGGUAGCGACAAGUUCCUCUCGUGUCCGAAAUGCGGUAGCGCCUGCACCCAAGUGGAGACGUUCGUUAGCUCGACAAGGUUUGUCAAGUGCGCCAAGUGCAACUACUUCUUUGUGGUUCUGUCUGAAGUGGAGACCAAGCAGCGGGCCAAGGACGAGCCAAAGAAUCAGCGAAAGCCACCUCCACCGCCGCAGAAGAUCAUGGAGUAUCUGGACAAGCAUGUGGUUGGGCAAGACUUUGCCAAAAAAGUUCUAGCGGUAGCUGUCUAUAAUCAUUAUAAACGCAUCCACCAUAACCUGCCGCAGCUCCAGCAACAGGGCAGUGCAAGUGGCAGUGGAGCCGGCAGUGGCGGUUUGGAUGGAAUUCCACGACCCGACCUUUUGCACAUCACCGGAAUCGGUCAUACAUUAAAUAGCACGCCGGGUAACGAGCUGCCGCCCAAGUCGCCCUCCCAGAUGGGUCUGGGUGGCGGACUGGGCGGAUCCGGACUCGGCGGAGGCUUGUCCAGCGCUUCUAGCAACUCCCGCGGCGGUGGCGGUGACAACCGAGCUGGCUCGGAGAUUUUGGACCGACAAUCCAACGAUGUCAAACUGGAAAAGAGCAACAUCAUAAUGCUUGGCCCGACCGGAUCGGGCAAGACGCUGAUCGCCCAAACCAUAGCCCGCUGCUUGGAUGUGCCCUUCGCGAUCUGUGACUGCACCACGCUGACGCAGGCUGGAUAUGUCGGUGAGGACAUCGAGAGUGUCAUUUCCAAGCUGUUGCAAGAUGCAAACUACAAUGUGGAGCGCGCUCAGACGGGCAUUGUCUUCCUGGACGAGGUAGACAAGAUCGGCGCUGUUCCCGGAAUCCAUCAGCUUCGCGACGUUGGCGGUGAGGGCGUUCAGCAGGGCAUGCUGAAGAUGCUUGAGGGUACAGUGGUUAAUGUGCCAGAACGCAAUUCACCUCGAAAAUUGCGCGGGGAGACAGUUCAAGUGGAUACCACAAACAUCUUGUUCGUUGCCUCGGGAGCCUACACAGGGCUGGACAGGCUCAUUGCUCGACGCCUCAACGAAAAGUAUUUGGGCUUUGGCAUGCCUUCGACCAGUGGUUCUGGACGACGAGCCGCUCAGUCAGCCGCCAGUCCCAUGGAUAACGAUCAGGAAGAGCGUGAUAAAUGCCUGACGAAAGUCCAGGCUCGUGAUCUCGUCGAGUUCGGCAUGAUUCCGGAAUUUGUUGGGCGUUUUCCAGUUAUAGUGCCUUUCCACAGCUUGAACAUCAGCAUGCUAGUUCGCAUCCUCACCGAGCCACGAAAUGCCCUCGUACCACAGUAUAAGGCACUGUUAGGACUUGAUGAUGUGGACCUAACCUUUACCGAUGAUGCGGUUAAAUCAAUUGCUCAGCUUGCAAUGGAAAGACACACCGGUGCUCGAGGACUGCGCUCCAUAAUGGAGCAACUGCUGUUGGAUCCGAUGUUUAUAGUGCCUGGCUCGGACAUCCGAGGGGUUCACAUAACCGCCGAUUAUGUUAAGGGCGGCUCAACGCCGGUUUAUAAUCGGGAAACUGACACGACGGCAUCAGGAUCAUCCGCCACGGACUCUGAGACCACAAACGAUAAUGAUAAGAACUUUGAGGAUAGUGAAAAAUCUUCGUUUAAUGAUAAAUUGGUUGGUUCGUCGUAGCUCCCUUUCCCGAGCCCCAUCAAUCUGUAAAUUAUGCCCCGAUGAGGAGUAAAUGAACCUCCCAUAUAUAUAUUUAUAUACAAUCCCAAUCCAAAUGCAUCUGUGAUUCAUUAUCGACGAGCAGCGCAAUCUUUUGAGUCCGAAGCAGUUGUAAGCAGAAAAACGAAUCCUAUAAAAAAUUCAUAUGAAUAAGAAGGUGAAUAAACAUUUUUUUUAAAUCUGGUA
This is a messenger RNA of Drosophila ananassae, 3241 nucleotides long. It is a transcript of the gene ClpX, whose product is annotated as ATP-dependent Clp protease ATP-binding subunit clpX-like, mitochondrial. Lineage: Eukaryota; Metazoa; Arthropoda; Insecta; Diptera; Drosophilidae. The record is from RefSeq and is a predicted model, not a curated record. Gene Ontology annotation, molecular function: ATP hydrolysis activity; zinc ion binding; protein dimerization activity. The coding region runs from base 971 to 3016 and encodes 681 amino acids. Gene Ontology annotation, biological process: proteolysis; protein catabolic process; protein folding. The transcript has 6 exons. Gene Ontology annotation, cellular component: mitochondrial matrix.